GGUGGACACAACACCUUGCCACUCUCAACUUGCAAGCUGGUUGCUCCUGCUGCUUGGCAAAGGACUGCGCACCCGAUCUUUUGAUCAAGGCUGCUUUCUGUUCGGUAACCGCAGCAUCGACCAGCGCUAUGCUGGCCCGCAUUGCCCUGGUGGUGAUCGUGGCAACAGCCAUUGUAGCUGCCCAAAAUUCAACCGUCACCACGACCAUGGCACCGGUGACAAAGCAGCCUUUUCGCCUCGGUCUGCUUGAUAACUAUGCGCGCACGCGUGCUGUCGAGGAAAUGAAAGUCACCAUGGAGUUGCUGGGCCUCGACGUUGAUAUCAUCGUCGCGCCACACGCUACCAUCCGAGACCUCGCCCGCAUUGGCAAGCUAGACGCCACCUACACACCCAGCGAUCUGUUCGUGUGCAUGGCCACCGAGUAUGGUGUCACUCCUUUGGCAGGCGUCGUGCGCCGCCUCAACGAUGUGGAUGUGGCCUAUUCGGGUGGCGUCAUGUUUACCUCUAUUCACAGCAGUGUCAAGAGCAUUGACGACUUCAAAGGCAGGGUCUUGGCUGCCAUCGGGCGCGAUUCGCUUCUCGGGUUUCAAGCUCAACGCCAUGAGCUCUGGAAGCAAGGCCUCAACGUCUAUGAGCUGUUCCCCCAGGUCAUUUACACCGGCGAUGCCGAACAAGUCGUUUGGGAGGUUCUCAACGGCACUGCGGACGUGGGAUUUGUCACAAGUGGCGUGAUCGAUGCCAUGGUAAAGCAGGGUCUUGUGUUCACGCCAGACAUCAACUUUCUCAACGAGUACAACCAUCGUUUUGCUAGUGGCGAAGCUUACCCUUUUCGUUGCUCCACGGGUCUAUUUGGUGUGUCGGAUCUUUUCGAGUUUAACGCAAGUCAUUUCGAAGCGCUCGGCUUGAACGGAAUUAGCUAUUUCCGCCCACCCCUCGCGUACAUCAAUACGCUGGGCUUGCUGGAGGAUUUGACAAUCAUGGUCGAGGAUGAGUCAUACCAAAAAAGCUGCGAAAAAAUGAGCUCGAGCACGGCAGACGUGGUCUGCGCGUUUGGUUGGACUCAAGCCAAAGACGUUUCCUGUGACACCACAAGCCUGUACUCCUGCCCUGAGCGCGAGGGUUUCAACUACACUUGUGUUUGUGAACCUUGUGUCCAGAUUUGUCCCUCCGACGAAACCUACACCAUGGACGGAACGUGCCGUUGCAAAACCGGCUUCGUGCGAGUCGGCGCCUCUUGUUUCGAGCUUGGCGUCUUCAUUGUGCAAGUCAUUGUUCCCAUUGCACUGCUGGUGGGUCUUUUGAUUGUGUAUCUUCUCUACCGCCAGCGCCUCAAAGCCGACGGCAUUUGGCAAGUUGAUCCCAGUGAGCUGGUCAUUGAACAGCCAGCUGAGGUCUUGGGUUCAGGAUCCUUUGGUGUUGUGCUGGCUGCCAAGCUCCGCGGGCAAAUGGUGGCUGUCAAGCGUGCUUAUGUCAGCAAGCACGGCAAGUUUCGAACCUCCAGCAAGACCACCGAAAGCAUCAUGAAGAGUGGUACCAAUAACGCGUAUGGCUUGCCCUUUCGCUCCCACCGACAACAAACGGGCAAAAGCAAGGAGCGCACGGCCCGGCAACUCGUGCGCAACGUGUUUGCAGAAGCCGAGGCCGUGGCCGAAAAGCUUGGAAGCACCCACGGCUCGACCAAUCGAUCGGGCCGGGCAACGACCAUGUCUCGACGCCCUUGGUAUGAGCGUUUGUUCGGCCCUUCUGCUGAGACGCGCGCUCGGCGCCAGCUCUUUCGUGAGAUGCGCUUGCUGAGCCGCAUGCAGCAUGACAACAUUUGUCGCAUGAUGGGCGCCGUUGUCGAGUCGGGCAUGGAGCCUUUGAUGAUUCUGGAGUACAUGGAAAUGGGCUCACUAUACAGCAUGCUUCACAACGAGGCCAUGGAUCUGGACGAUGACUUUCGCUACAACGCACUUCAUGACAUUACCAGUGGAAUGCGAUAUCUGCACAACGCAGAUCUUAUUCACGGCGAUUUGAAGGCUUUGACGAAGGCUCACGACCAGAACACACCGCAGAAUUGCUUGGUGGACAGCAAAUUCCACGUCAAAGUGUCCGACUUUGGCAUGGCAGGCUUCGCCUCGGAGCAUAGCCAGCGCGGCGGCACACUUUCAUGGAUGGCACCCGAGCUGCUCCAGGGCGGCAUUACCACCUUUGAAAGUGAUGUUUACAGCUUUGGCAUCGUCAUGUUUGAGAUUUUUGCUCGCGAAGAUCCCUAUGAGGAUGUGGAGUAUGACACACAGAUGCUUGUGCAAAACAUCGUGCGCCGAAAGCUACGCCCAACGCCACCUUCCAGCAUGCCUCCGGAGUUUGCGGUCCUCAUGAAUGAGGCAUUGGCUUCCGACCCAGACACCCGGCCCACCUUUAUCGAGCUGAUGCGUCGCAUUGAACCUCUCGAGGGCAAGAUGAAGGUCAAUGCGCGCAAGGGUGCCUUUCAGGACAACGCCCUGUUGGAACAAGUCUUCCCCAAACACAUUGCCACGGCCCUCCGCGAGGGCCGAACUAUCGAGCCGGAGCACCAUGCCGAGGUGACCAUCUUCUUCUCGGACAUUUGUGGCUUUACGGACAUGAGCGCUACCCUGGAGCCGGUGCAGGUGUCCAACAUGCUGGAUCGCCUGUACACGGUGUUUGACAAGCUGUGCGACAAGCACGGACUGUACAAGAUUGAGACGAUUGGGGACGCGUACAUGUGCGUGGGCAACCUGUUUACGCCCCAGCCGGAUCAUGCGGCGCGUGUGGCGCGGUUUGCGAUGGAUGCGCUGGCGGGGGCCAAUGCGAUUCCGAUCCUGGAGGACGAGCCGGAUGGCGACCACAUUGACAUUCGUGUGGGCUUCCACAGCGGGCCCGUUGUGAGCAAUGUGGUGGGGACGCUGACGCCGCGAUUCUGUCUGUUUGGAUCCACUGUGAACUGUGCGUCGCGGAUGGAGAGCAACAGCGUGCGGAACUGCAUUCACAUGUCACCGGAGGCGGCGGCGCUGGUGCAGAAGCAGGAUGUGUCGCUGAACGUGAUUCGUCGUGAUCCUGUUGUGACGAUCAAGGGCCUGGGCAAGAUGCAGACGUACUGGCUAGGACAUGCACCGCCGAGUGAAGCAAGCAUGGAAGUGCCAGUGAAUCGCAAAUCGCGCAAGUCACAAUUCAGUGUGGCUUCGAUGCGCAGUCUGGCCUCGGUUCCCAACUCGCGCAGGCCUUCAAACAUUCGGGAUUUGGUGGUCCCUCCUUCGCCCAUGGCCCCGCAGGUUAUGUUUGACAGCGUGGCUGUGGAUAUUAUUUCCGACGAGCCUUUGGUGAAGGAACAACAACAUCUCAUCGGCUCACCCCUUUCCAAAUCAGCUGUGACGCUCAAGAUUGAUGACGAUAGCAGCUGCGCCAAGUCGACGGAUACGGACCUCACCGCAGCUAGCGUGGUGGAUAUUGAGCUCGUUAUGGACAGCAGCAAAAGAGACGAUCAUCAUUCGCUUGCCUCUUCGAUACUCUUGAGUGCCCACAACGGUCCUGGCUUGCAUUGGCAGCCGAAGGCAGAGAAGGAGAACAACUACAACUACUACUACUACUACUACUACUACUACUACUACUACUACUACUCCUAUUACUUCUACAACGACAACAACAACACGCUUCUCUCUCGCCGCCGUUUCUUCAUCUUGCUUGGCUACCACAUUGCACGCAAGGACAUCGAUGCCACUAUGUAUCUUCUCAACAUCGAACCCAAAUACGUGAUUGGCACUGCCACAGAAGUCCGUGAGCUGGCCCGUGUGGGCAAGAUUGAUCUUGCCUUUACACCAAGCGAUCUCUUUGGCUGCAUGGCUGCUGAGUACAACAUUGCCCCUGUGGCAACCAUUGUGCGCCGAUUCAAUGGCGUGGAUGUGUCCGACUCUGCUGGCGUCAUCUUCACUCGCCACGAGCUCAAGAACAUCAAAACAAUCGAAGACAUCAAGGGCAAGACGGUGGCUGCUAUGGGCUUUGAUUCCCUCUUUGGAUUUCAAGCCCAGCGCUACGAAAUGUACCGUGCUGGCAUGAUACUCUUCGACGAGGUCCCCGAGGUUAUCUUUACUGGAAAUUUUUUUCAAGUCGUCUGGGAGGUCCUCAAUGGCACCGCCGACGUUGGUUUUGUGCAGAGUGGUAUCAUCGAAGAAAUGGUCGAGGCCGGUCUGAUUCACACGCCUGAUAUUCGAUUUAUUAAUGAGUACAACCAUCGCCUGCGCAAUGGCGUCCCAUAUCCGUUUCGUUGCUCCACUGAUCUCUACGGCGACUGGGUCCUGUCUGCCAUUACCCAUUUGAGUGAAAAUGUAAGACUGCCGGAUAUUCAAGGUCCUGUGGCAUCCCUCUUUCAGUUCAACAACUCGUUUUAUAAGAAGGCCAACGCUGCCACACUCAGCUAUUGGCGCCCUCCCCUGGCCUACAUGAACACCAUUGAUCUGCUUGAGGACUUGAGCUUGUUGCAAACCGUCGACGGCGUCAAGAAUUGUGCCAGCAUGAACUCCGACUCAACUGACAUUGUCUGUCCAUUUGGUUUCAAGCAGGCCAAAGACAUGUCCUGCAGUGCCGCCAAGGGUUAUUCAUGCCCCUAUCGUCCCGGCUACAACUACACCUGCGUGUGCAGGCCCUGCAUCAGAGCUUGUGGAGAGUUGGAGACGUACUCGAUCGAUGGCUCUUGUACUUGCAGCAACGGUGCCAUCAAGGUCAUUGGCGUCUGCCAACCACUCGGCGUCUUAGCCGCCAUCAUCCUGGGCCCCGUCAUUGUCUUUGUUGCCGUUCUGAUCUUGUACCUGGUUCACCGCCAACAUCUCAAGGCAGAUGGCAUCUGGCAAAUCAAUCCCAGCGAGCUCAUUCUGGAACAACCUCCCGAGGUGCUGGGAGCUGGCUCCUACGGUGUGGUCCUUGCCGCCAAGCUGCGUGGCCAAAUGGUGGCCGUCAAGCGUGCUUAUGUUAACAAAAGCAACAAGUAUCGCCAUGCAUCACGCACCAACACCACCAAUGCCAGCACCUCGUCUGGGUUCCAUUUUGGCGGACACAACCAAUCUCGGGCUCGCGAUCGCAGUGCGCGUUUGCGCAUGCGAAACUUUUUCAUCGAAGCCGAAGCUGCCGCUGCCGAGUUUAGCAGCCAUGGUCACUCUGCUGCGCGAUCCACCCACGCGACUCGCGCCGCCAAGCCGUGGUGGGUGCGCAUUUUUGGUCCUUCCGCCGAGACACGUGCGCGUCGCCAACUUUUCCGUGAGAUGCGCCUGCUGAGCCGCAUGCAGCAUGACAACAUCUGCCGCAUGCUGGGCGCCGUUGUCGAAUCAGGCAUGGAGCCUCUGAUGGUGCUGGAAUGCAUGGAGAUGGGCUCUCUCUACAACAUGCUCCACAACGAAGCCAUGGAUUUGGAUGACGACUUCCGCUAUAACGCCCUUCACGACAUUAUUAGUGGCAUGCGUUACUUGCACAAUUCCGACCUGGUUCACGGUGACCUCAAGGCCUUGAACUGCUUGGUGGACGGCAAAUUCCAUGUGAAGGUGUCUGACUUUGGCAUGGCCGCCUUUUCGGAUGAACACUCCCAGCAGGGUGGCACCCUGGCCUGGAUGGCGCCUGAGCUUUUGCAGGGUGGCAGCACCUCAUUUGCCAGCGACGUGUACAGCUUUGGCAUUGUCAUGUUUGAGGUCUUUGCUCGCGCGGAUCCCUAUGAUGAUGUGGAGUACGACUCGGAGACCCUGGUACAAAACAUUCUGCGCCGCAAGCUUCGCCCUGCUGCCCCACCGAACAUGCCCAACGAAUAUGCCGUCUUGAUGAACGAAGCUCUCUCGACGGAUUCCGAAACGCGUCCUACAUUUAUCGAGCUGCUCCGCCGCACUGAGCCUCUCGAGGGCAAAAUGAAGGCCAAUUCUCGCAAGACACAUGCCACCCUCCAAGACGAUGCGCUCCUGGAGCAGGUCUUCCCCAAGCACAUUGCAGCAGCCUUGCGCGAGGGGCGCACUGUCGAGCCGGAACAUCAUGCCGAGGUGACCAUCUUUUUCUCGGACAUUUGUGGCUUUACGGACAUGAGCGCUACGCUGGAGCCGGUACAGGUGUCUAACAUGCUCAACCGUCUCUACACCGUGUUUGAUGCCCUUUGCGACAAGCACGGACUGUACAAGAUUGAGACGAUUGGGGACGCGUACAUGUGCGUGGGCAACCUGUUUACGACACAGCUGGAUCAUGCAGCGCGGGUGGCGCGGUUUGCAAUGGACGCUAUGGAAGCCGCCAACGCCAUUCCGAUUCUGGAGGACGAGCCGGAUGGCGACCACAUUGACAUUCGUGUGGGCUUCCACAGCGGACCUGUUGUGAGCAAUGUGGUGGGAACGCUGACGCCGCGAUUCUGUCUGUUCGGAUCGACUGUGAACUGUGCGUCGCGAAUGGAGAGCAACAGCGUGCGAAACUGCAUUCACAUUUCACCGGAGGCGGCGGCGUUGGUGCAGAAGCAGGAUGCUUCACUCAAAGUGAUCAAGCGCAACCCGAUCGUGACGAUCAAGGGCUUGGGCAAGAUGCAGACGUUCUGGCUGAACCAGGCCCCCGACACGAUGGAGGCUGAGGCUGCAGCCAAGAACAAGCGCCGCUCACACGUGAGUGCCUUUUCGGUGGCCAGUAUGGCCAGUCGCGUCUCCAGCGUGCAAUACCUGAAGGAAGCGGACGAUAGCAAGAUUGACUCUGUGAGCGUAAUUCUCGACAAUGUGUCGAGCAAAAACCGCCGUCGAUCUUCGGCCACUUCGGCACGCGCCAAACCCCGCGCAAGCCCCAAGCUCCAGAGUGAGCUCUGGGAUAUAUUUCUAACCGCGCACGCUUGGUAUCGUCUCUCUCUCUCUCUCUCUCUCUCUCUCUCUCUCUCUCUCUCUCUCUCUGUCUCUCUCUCUCAUUCUCGAAAUUGAAUGCACUUGACGAUUG
Molecule: messenger RNA, 6930 nt
Organism: Monosiga brevicollis MX1
Lineage: Eukaryota; Choanoflagellata; Craspedida; Salpingoecidae
Exons: 27
Coding region: 129-6914 (2261 amino acids)
Biological process (GO): protein phosphorylation; intracellular signal transduction; cGMP biosynthetic process
Molecular function (GO): ATP binding; protein kinase activity; guanylate cyclase activity
Source: RefSeq, a predicted model, not a curated record